Melospiza georgiana is the source of this 1878-nucleotide messenger RNA. Its product is annotated as spondin-2-like. NCBI's taxonomy places the organism in Eukaryota, Metazoa, Chordata, Aves, Passeriformes, Passerellidae. The transcript has 6 exons. Gene Ontology annotation, cellular component: extracellular matrix. Gene Ontology annotation, biological process: cell adhesion. The record is from RefSeq and is a predicted model, not a curated record. Bases 184 to 1176 code for a protein of 330 amino acids.
ACAAGAAGAUGGCACGAUUUCUGCAAACCUGGAAAGUCUAAAGAUUGCAAUAAUUGUUGGACCAAAGGGACCCUCUCAAGGCAUAAAUAGCAAGACUCCUACUGUCUUCUCUUGCAGACCAACUCAGCUGCCAGCAAAAGCAGGUGCUCUCCCCCUGCCAGUGCUCCAGAGGAAUAUUUAGCAAUGGAAAACCUGAUGUUUGUCUACUGGUCCUGUAAAGUUAUCUGGACGGUUCUUGUGACAGCGCUGGGUCGUGGCAGCAGCCUGCCCGUGGGGGAGGAUGCUCUCUGCACAGCAGAGGAGCUCGCUAGGUACAGGAUCAUCUUCACAGGGAAAUGGAGCCAGACUGCCUUCCCCAAGCAGUACCCACUCUACCGGCCCCCAGCUCAGUGGUCGUCCUUGCUGGGUGUUACUCAUAGUUCUGACUACAGCAUGUGGAAAAAAAAUGAAUAUGCCAGCAAUGGUGUACGUGAUUUUGCUGAAAAGGGUGAAGCAUGGGCACUAAUGAAAGAAAUAGAAGAAGCUGGAGAGAAAAUUCAGAGUGUACACGGAAUCUUCUCUGCUCCUGCAAUUUCCAGUGGUACAGGACAAACCUCAACUGAAUUAGAAGCACAUCCAAGACAUCCCUUAGUUUCGUUCGUUGUACGAAUUGUUCCCAGCCCUGACUGGUUUGUGGGCAUUGACAGCCUAAAUCUCUGUGAGGGAGACCACUGGAUGGAUGAAGUAUCAGUGGAUCUAUUUCCAUAUGAUGCUGGAACUGACAGUGGAUUCACAUUUUCCUCCCCAAACUUUGCCACCAUUCCACAGGACACAGUAACAGAGAUCACUUGUUCCUCUCCAAGUCACCCAGCAAACUCAUUUUAUUAUCCCAAACUCAAAAUUUUGCCACCAAUUGCUCAAGUAACAUUGGUGAAAAUAAAGAAAACCCAGCUAGGUCUUUCUGCACCUUUUAUUAAUCUUCCAGCCAAAAGCAAUGAAAUAAUAGACACUGUCUCAGAAACACCCCUGGACUGUGAGGUUUCCCAAUGGUCCUCCUGGGGGCUCUGCAGAGGGGUCUGCAGGGAAACGGGGACCAAGAUCAGAACUCGCUUUGUUCUUCUUCAGCCUGCCAAUAAUGGAAUGCCUUGUCCAAACCUGGAUGAAGAAACAGGAUGUGAACCAGAAAAUUGUGUCUGAAAUAAAGAAAAGAUAAUAAUUAAGAUAAUUUAAAAGUAGGAUAAGUUUAAAUCUAAACUACAUGUCAAUCAAGAUUCUUUAUCAUUCGGACACGCUGCACUAUUUUGCUGAAAAGCUGCAUGAGAGUGGGUUUGAAAGUUUUUAUUUAAUAUCAUUUUGGGGGGUUAAAUUCCUAAGGUUUAGUAGGACAACAGUACUGGAUAAUUUAAAGAACAAAACCCCCAAAUAAAUCCUUCCUCCAAAUACACUGUAAAUUCUUGGAGUACCCUCUAGUGGCAGAAAAGAAGACAUUUGGGAAGAUCGUAUUUCAUUUUUACUUCACGGAAAAAAUCUUUCAAUCACAAAGUCUAAACUAAUAACCUCCUUAAAUAUUGUAAUUUGUUUAUCUACACCUAUUUAUACCUAGAAAAUAGUUUUUCCUUCUAAAUUAUGUUUUUAUAAUUUAUUGGCAUUUUUGUCAUCUUUCUAACCUUGCUUAAUGUGCAUUUCCUCAGAAACUACAUACAAAAGUCAGAGUGACCAGAUGUUUGCAGUGUGGUUAAGACAAUAAUGGAACUGAGUAAAACUCGUCUUGAGACUUUUGAAUAUAUGAAAAUGUCUUUUUAUUUUUCUUUCUCAAAAGUGAGAAGAACAACUGCCAUGAGGACACAGCCAACAAAAUUACUAGAAAAAAAAUCUGAAGUGUGGAUAGUAGUAGAAAAC